This is a messenger RNA of Cadophora gregata, 402 nucleotides long. RefSeq lists its product as uncharacterized. The transcript has a single exon. The coding region runs from base 1 to 402 and encodes 133 amino acids. Lineage: Eukaryota; Fungi; Ascomycota; Leotiomycetes; Helotiales; Ploettnerulaceae. The record is from RefSeq and is a predicted model, not a curated record.
AUGUAUCGUAUCGCAACAAUCGCCCUCAUCCUUGCAGUCUACGGCGAUGGCCAUAAAUACCCUGCAGAUCCCGAGUUCGCUCAGUCAUAUGCUGUACGUGCCUGCGAAUGCAUUGGUAAAAUACGUAAUAACUGGGUACUGGCUGAGAAUAAAGCUGCGGUCGACCUUCUCUAUAACACAAUCCAGAAUAUUGCCUGGAGAGUCAUGACUCAUCCGCAAAUGCGCCUUCUCUGUAGGUUUUCCGGGCAUUUGAUGUACACGGAUCCACUUAGACCUGCAGCUGACGGGGAGCUCACGUUGGACUGGGUUGCUCAGAUGAGAAAACGAACGGAGGAGAUCACAGGCGGAUCGGUGGAUGGUCUACAGUCUAUCAACAAACAAGACAAGCCUUCCGGUACCUAG